Messenger RNA from Morchella importuna, 435 nucleotides. RefSeq lists its product as uncharacterized. The transcript has 2 exons. The record is from RefSeq and is a predicted model, not a curated record. Lineage: Eukaryota; Fungi; Ascomycota; Pezizomycetes; Pezizales; Morchellaceae. The coding region runs from base 1 to 435 and encodes 144 amino acids.
AUGGAGAUUCCCCAGUUUUUGUUGGUAGAAAGGGAUGCGGCCUUAGCGCUUGCCCCUCUAUUGGCAGUACGUGUCCUUGAGAUGGCACGUACGAGGCAGGCAAACAAAGACUACCUCCUUGAGAAGAAAGUUUCUCUCAAAGAGCGUACGAUCCUUCGAGUGGCACAGGAAACCCCUGAGUCCGAGGAAGCUAGACUUUCUCGACUCAUCAAGGGGAUCCUCUUGAAGGACAAAAAACAAGCCCAUAAGACCAAAAAUGUCAAGAAACCGGCUGCCCCCAAGGGAAACAAACCUCAGGGGAUCAAAAAAUCGAAAGGAAAAGGAAAAGAGAAGGUGAAAACCCAAUCCGCUCCACAUCCAGCGUCGUCCACGAAGAGCCACAAGAGGAAGCCUUCAACAGACGGAAAAGGUGCCGAGAAGAAAGCGAAGCGAUGA